GAUACUCUAUAGUCUGUAGAUCAGUAUAAACCGAAAGACAGAGGGGGAAGGAGAUGGGGAUUGAGAGCUCUGUUUGAACCAAACAGUACCUGUGUAACGAUUGAAAAGAGAGAGCUAAGCGUUGGGUCCUCUUUAGGGAAAUCGCAUUUUUUUUUUAACUUUUUUUAUUUCUUUAUUUUGGGUUUGAUAAAGGGUCGGCUUUAUAGCAUGCCAGUGGUUUUCAUAAAGGAGGGAGCGUCGAAGGGAAACAGAGAGAGAGAGGGAUAAUAGUCAGUAAGUGAGUAAAUAAAAAAUGCAAGAAACGAAGAAGAAGAAUAAUGGAGGCAAUGAAGAUUCUAGGAGGAAGGAAAGACAUAUAGUUACAUGGACCCAACAGGAAGAUGAUAUUCUUCGGCAACAAAUUAGCUUACAUGGAACUGAAAAUUGGGCGAUUAUUGCAUCUAAAUUCAAGGACAAAACAACAAGACAGUGCAGAAGAAGAUGGUACACAUAUUUGAAUUCUGAUUUCAAAAAGGGGGGAUGGUCACCAGAGGAAGACAUGCUCUUGUGUGAGGCUCAGAAAAUAUUUGGUAACAGAUGGACAGAAAUAGCAAAAGUUGUAUCUGGCAGAACGGAUAAUGCUGUGAAGAAUCGGUUCUCGACUCUGUGCAAGAAAAGAGCAAAAUAUGAGGCCUUAGCAAAAGAGAAUAAAAAUUCAUAUAUCAACUCAAACAACAAAAGAAUUCUUUUUCAUGAUGGGUUCAAUGCAGAUGGAACUCCAGAAAAUGCAUUGCCUGCCAAGAAGACGAGGAGGUCCCAUAUCCCUGAUCAUACAGAACACUGCAAAAUUGCAGACAGAUCGCACCCGCAAUGUGGUAAUCAGCAGCCUAGGCCUCCAUUUGCAGUCUUGGCUCAAAAUUUCCAUAAUGUUAAUGUUGUUGCCCAGCAUCCUGCUGUCAAUGCCAAAGAGGGCUCUGUUGAUGCUCAAAACAGUAAAACUGAGGGAACAUUUCUCAGAAAGGAUGAUCCAAAGAUAAUUGCUUUGAUGCAACAGGCGGAGCUGCUCAGUUCGCUUGCACUGAAAGUUAAUACAGAGAACACAGACCAGAGUCUAGAAAAUGCUUGGAAGGUUCUUCAAGAUUUCCUGAAUCAGAAAGAAAAUGAUAUCUUCAGAUGUAGAAUUGCUGACAUUGAUUUUCAACUUGAAGACUUUAAAGACUUGAUUGAGGAUUUAAGAAGUUGUAACGAUGGAAGUCAGCCAUCAUGGAGGCAACCUGAUCUCUACGAGGACUCUCCAGCCAGUUCUGAGUACAGCACAGGAUCAACUCUCAUGCCUAAUACAGUCCUUGAUAAAACAGAACAAUCUCAGGCUGAGAUUAGUGCACUGCAUAAGGAUAUUGAAAAUGAGUUGCAGUCGGUUCAUAUUAAAGAACAAAAUGAUGUGGAUGAAUGUGACAAAGAAAUCAUUUCGUGUACAAGAAUUUCUCAAGCGGAGAUAUUUCCACCUUUUGAUGAACAAGCAAACAAUGAUAUAGUUGUUUCUGCCUCAUCAAGUACAGAGUUCGGUUCACCUCUUCAAGUUACCCCACUUUUCAGCUCUUUAGCAGCAGGCAUUCCCAGCCCAAAAUUUUCAGAAAGUGAAAGGAACUUCCUAUUAAAAACACUUGGAGUGGAGUCUCCUUGUUCCAAUCCAAGCUUGAAUCCAUCUCAACCACCACCUUGCAAAAGAGCCCUCCUUCAAAGUCUAUAACAAACCUCUCUGAGCCUUGUCACAAACAGAAAAUUGUCCAGCCCUAUACCUCAUCUUUAAAUUCCAGGGACAUCACUCAUUCAAUGAGUUCUUUUCCUCUAGUUAAAAGUUCAGUUCCCUAGGAUUGCAGCCGUUAUGGCCCGAAGUUUUAUUAGGAGGCAUAUUAGAUCUGCAUUCCAAAACUUCAUGUCUAGAAUGCAAUGGUGCAUUCUAGCAUCUCAGACACAUCUAACCCGUGAUCUGAGUUCAUUUUUCUUUCUUUUUUUUUUUUUUUUACUAGAAGAGUACAACCCUAAUACUCACAUUUGAUAGUAGUGUGUUUGUUAAUGCGUGUCAUUCUUUUGUUUGUCCUGAUUUGGUUUCGGAUGUUCCGAUCCAGUUUUUGGCCUUUUGAUUCAUCAUUGUACAGAACCUACUAUAUAAGUAUGUAGUCAGAGUGUAAUUAUACAAUGGCAACUCGCCAUAUAUGAUUAAAGAAGCAGAAGAAAGAACAAAAAAGAAAGUUAAAGGAGGAUUAACCAGCUGAUUGGAUUCCGUUUUGUUGUUUUUGAGUGUGCACAUAGGUAUAGAAUAAGCUUUUCUCUUCCUUUUUUUCCCUUUUCUGAUUUCUAAUGUAAUAGAACUUCAUGUGAUGGGAAUGAAAAUAUGUUUUGGUUUUGGUGUGCA
Molecule: messenger RNA, 2395 nt
Organism: Jatropha curcas
Lineage: Eukaryota; Viridiplantae; Streptophyta; Magnoliopsida; Malpighiales; Euphorbiaceae
Gene: FLP
Product: Duplicated homeodomain-like superfamily protein
Biological process (GO): regulation of DNA-templated transcription
Cellular component (GO): nucleus
Molecular function (GO): DNA-binding transcription factor activity, RNA polymerase II-specific; RNA polymerase II cis-regulatory region sequence-specific DNA binding
Source: RefSeq, a predicted model, not a curated record